Chelmon rostratus (copperband butterflyfish) is the source of this 1457-nucleotide messenger RNA. RefSeq names its product arginine/serine-rich coiled-coil 1 (gene rsrc1). Gene Ontology annotation, cellular component: cytoplasm; nucleus. The coding region runs from base 94 to 1062 and encodes 322 amino acids. Gene Ontology annotation, biological process: alternative mRNA splicing, via spliceosome. The transcript has 10 exons. Lineage: Eukaryota; Metazoa; Chordata; Actinopteri; Chaetodontiformes; Chaetodontidae. The record is from RefSeq and is a predicted model, not a curated record.
GUCUCCUCAGUAGUGCAUGGCUGAGUUGUGGAGCUUCACAACGAUUUAAAGGCGAGGAGCGGGCUUUUCAUUUCAAGCUGACAGCCAGCCAGCAUGGGUCGGCGCUCGUCUGAUAGUGAGGAUGACAGUCGGAGCAGGAAGAAGAGAAAACAGCGUCGCCGUUCAUCCUCCUCUUCCUCGUCUUCGUCUUCAUCCUCCGGAAGUAGGGUGACCAGCAGCCGGAGUCGGAGGUCCAGUCGCCGGAGCCGUUCUCGCUCCAAAGACAGGGACAGAGAGAGGAGGAGAAGACGACGCUCCAGCAGCACUUCGUCCCACAGUUCACCUCGCAAGAGGAGGAGUCGCAGUGCGGAGAGAGACAAAGGGAGGAGCCACCGCUCGCACAGGUCACGCAGCCGAGAGAGGAGCGGGAGCGGCAGCCGCAGCCGGCGAAGGAGCCGCAGCCGGCGGAGGAGCCGCAGCCACAGGAGUCGCAGCAGAGAGCGGGACCGGAGCCGGCGCAAGGGCCGCGACCGGGAGAGGGAGAAAGAGAAGGAGAGGGACAGAGGGAGGGACAGAGAGAAGGACAAGAGUAAAGACAAGGCAGACAAAAAGGGGGACACCGGGAACAUCAAAGGCAGAUUAGAACAUCUGACUCCAGCAGAACAGGCUAAAGUUCGAAUGCAUAUGGUCCUGCAGGCGGCGGCUAAGACGGAUGAGGUGCUGAGGGCUAAAGUAGCCAAGAGAGAGGAGGAGGCCCGGAAGAAAGAAGACGAAGAGGGAACUUCUCUGGAGGAGCAAGUGCGAAGGAUAAAGGACAUUGAGGCCAUCGAGAGUGAUUCCUUUGUUCCUCAGGCUUUCAAAUCAUCCAGGGAUGAUAUAAAGAACGAGCCGGCUGGCGUGAAGCAGGAGUCCGAGAGGGCCGAUUCUCAGGACAUCACUCUUCCCAUCUCCAUAGUCUACAGUGACAUUGACACGCUCGCUCAUCCAAGUUUGUUCAUGGACAAGGAGAAGGCCGAAGAGCUGUGGCUCAACAGACUGAUCUCGCUGCGACAAGAGAGGCUGAUGGGAAGUCCUGUGACCUAAAGCACACCAGACACCUAGAAGAUCCUUCUUGUUCUCCAGAAUGUUUCAGUUGCUUUUACUUUGUCUCAGUCACCGCCAUAUUGUGUCUGUCUUGUUUUAGGAUGUGACAAUAUUUCUUACUUUACUGUUCCACCAAUUUCUCUUGCCUAAUGUAGAGACUUGUGAACAUUUGAGCAGAUUGAACAGUUUUUUUUGGUCCUGAUGUGCUGAUUAUUUUAUUACUGCUAAUGUAAUUCAAUUAAACAAUCUGCUGUUCUUUAUUUGGCUUCAUUUAUUUUUAAUGAAGGAAGAUCUUACAGUCAGAUAAGGUGACCUGUUUUACCAUAUAGAUGUAGCAUUUGACACAUUUUGUUUUUUCUAAUCAACUCGUUAAAUAAAGCUAGCUGUGAUUUGUG